GAUUGUGCCUUAAAAUUAAAGUUGAAGAUAGUGGUUUUUGUGCUUGGCUUAGAGAUGAAAAACAACUCUCGUCUUAUGGUUUUCCGUUCACUUAUGGUUAUGAAGAAAUUUUGAGAAAAGAAUACAGUGAGUACGUUACUCGUGUUGAAAGUGCUAAAUUAGAUGAAGAGAUAAUAAGGCAAAUAAAAAAUUGGCCUUGCCAUUUGACUAUCGGUUGUUAUGGAAUUUCCCAAGACCCCGAUAGUAGUGAAUUUUGUAAACAAUAUCAAAAACUAAAACAAGAAGGAAUAUUUAAUCAGGAAGGUUAUCAAAUUUUUUCUUCAGAUUCUAAUAAUCUAAUUUAUACAAUUCACCCGCAAGCAAUUUAUACUAGUCAACUAAUAGAUCUUAUAGGUACUGAAACAGCGGUUAGUAAACCGUACGAUGAUGACUUAUUAGUAAUUGACUUUACUACAUCGAACAUCGGCGAAAAAAUUUUAACUAGCAAUCCCAGUGAAUUAGAACUAGAAUAUGAAGAAAGAGAAGAUAAUUACAAUGUAGCCAAGGACUUGCCUGAAAAUCCUACUCCAUUAGAAGAAAUUAAAUUUGAAAUUUGUCAGAAAAUAUUAUCUUUCAAAUUUCGUAACCAUUUAACCACCGAGGAAAUUGCUCGAAAAAUCAAAACAACAAAAUAUGAGACCCAAAAACUCUUGUUUUGCUGGAUUGAUAACUUUGACUUGGAAACGUUAGUAAACUAUGCUAGUGAGUUGUUUUCUCCUUGUAAAGCAGAAAUUAAUUUUAAAGAAAAUAGGAUAGGUGGUCAUGCCAAAACAAUUUAG
Racocetra fulgida is the source of this 818-nucleotide messenger RNA. The record is from the annotation of a GenBank genome assembly. Lineage: Eukaryota; Fungi; Glomeromycota; Glomeromycetes; Diversisporales; Gigasporaceae.